Messenger RNA from Zonotrichia albicollis (white-throated sparrow), 521 nucleotides. Lineage: Eukaryota; Metazoa; Chordata; Aves; Passeriformes; Passerellidae. The record is from RefSeq and is a predicted model, not a curated record.
UCCUUACGGUGAAUUUGCCUUUCUCCGCUGCAGGCGCUCGCUCCCCGGUGGAUCAGGAGGCGCUGCCCCGGUGACCGGAGGUGGGGAUGGGCCGGCGCUCCUCGGACACGGAGGAGGAGGGCAGGAGCCGCAGGAAGAAGAAGCACCGGCGGCGCUCCUCCUCCAGCAGCUCCUCGGACAGCCGCGCCUACAGCCGCAAAAAGUCGGGCCGCAAAUCCAGGUCCAGGUCGCGCUCCCGGGAUCUCCCGUCCUGGUCCCACUCCUAUGAGAAAAGGCGCAGGCACAGAUCCAGCAGCAGCUCCUCCUACGGCUCCAGGAGGAAGCGCAGCCGCUCCCGGGGCAGAGGCAAAUCCUACAGAUCCCAAAGGUCCAGGUCAAAGAGCAGGACCAGGAGGUCGCGGUCGCGGGCACGGCAGCGCUCCUACAGCCACAGCAGCGAGAGGUUCCACCACAGGGCUGGGUCCCUGUGUUCCUUCAAAGGAACUGUGUCACUGCAGGACAGGAUUGUCCAGUUCCUGUAG